This is a messenger RNA of Dibothriocephalus latus, 624 nucleotides long. The record is from the annotation of a GenBank genome assembly. Lineage: Eukaryota; Metazoa; Platyhelminthes; Cestoda; Diphyllobothriidea; Diphyllobothriidae.
AUGCCGGCGGCUUCCGCUAUCUCAACGAUGUGCAUACCGAAGAACCUCAGGCGCUUCAUCCGCCGCCGCCAGACAACGGUAGUUGCACAGGUAGCAAAUAAAGUCUAUCACCUAUACACACACAAAGCAGACAAAGAAAGAACGAUUGCAGUCGGUGGCCGCAUGAUAGCCCGGUUGCCAGGACGUCUUGGGGUGGUGUGUUCGCCAGUCUUUCUCAUUGAGGAGCGGCAGUGUGCUGGUCUUCGUGUGGAGGCUUUCCGCCGUUCCCACACACACAGAGACAGACAGACAGAAACAGCCCUGCUCUUCCCUUCCUUGUUUGGAGGAAAUCGUCAUUGUUGUCCGGCCAUCAGGCCGGGGGAUGUGAAGAGAACCGAAGUACCUCCAACUGGGUCAGUCCUGCGAACGCUGGCACUGUCAAAAGACUGUGGCUGUGCGGCGCCAAUUAAUCCUACCUCCUGUUGUCCUCGUUCCGGUGAUGAUGUUGGUGGUGAGAGAACGAAGUUAGCCUGCAAUCAGCGAGGCGUUAUCGUUUUGGGUCUUCAUGAUUUCCGACAUUUGCCGAUACCCGAUCUGGAGGACAAUAUCAAAAAGCUGAUUAAGUUGCCUUUGGCCGUCCUAUGA